Messenger RNA from Varanus komodoensis (Komodo dragon), 1176 nucleotides. It is a transcript of the gene MORN3, whose product is annotated as MORN repeat containing 3. The transcript is spliced from 6 exons. Bases 350 to 1108 code for a protein of 252 amino acids. Lineage: Eukaryota; Metazoa; Chordata; Lepidosauria; Squamata; Varanidae. The record is from RefSeq and is a predicted model, not a curated record.
GACUGCUCGGCCGCUGCGGUGAACAGAGGUUGGUCGUCUUUGCCUGCACAACCCCGUUCGCCAUUUAACCCUCUGUGAUUAUGUUCAAAAGCAGCCCUUGCUUUUGCAGGAACAUUUCCUGAAAGGUCAGCCUCUGUUUUACAGGAUCUCCCCUGGUGAGUCUACCUAGGUCAUGAUUAGACCAUCCCAUGAUAUCCUGCUUUGAACGUGUGUCUUCUGAUUGCUCUUAACAACACUUCUACUCUGACAAACAUAAAGAAUCUGACUCCAUUGUUUCUUACAGGAUUGAUUCUACAGAUGUGCUUGACAUAAUUCGGAAGAAGGCUUUUGACACUGGAUUUGUUCAAUCAUGGGUAACCAGAGCAUGCCCAUCGUCAAGUAUCCGAGGAUAGUCGACCCUCUUUGGCAUGAAUGGGACAGGAAGGCCCAGAAAUGUGGCUUGAGGCAUACAGUUUAUGCUGUAAAUGGGGAUCGCUAUACUGGAGAAUGGCUGGACAACCUCAAACAUGGCAAAGGCACACAGACAUGGAAGAAAACUGGCGCAAUCUACAGCGGUGACUGGAAAUUCGGAAAAAGAGAUGGAUAUGGCACAUACAGUAUUCCUGACCCCAUCACAAAAGAUUAUAAGAAAGUGUAUUCAGGCUGGUGGAGAAAUGACAAAAUGUGGGGUUACGGAAUUAAGUUUUACUCAGCUUCAAGUUAUUACGAAGGAGAAUGGCGUGCGGGGAAGCGAGAUGGCUGGGGACGAAUGUACUACGUGGACGGGUCCAUCUAUGAAGGCCAGUGGUCCGAGGACAAGCCGGGAGGGCAAGGGUUGCUCCGCCUGAAAAACGAAAACCGCUACGAAGGUUGCUGGAAGGACGGGAAGAAGCAUGGGCCGGGGAAGUUCAUCUACCUGGAUUCUGGGCAGCUCUACGAAGGCUUCUGGGUGGCAGAUAUCCCCAAAUGUGGGACCAUGAUCGACUUUGGCCGCGACGAGGCACCUGCACCCACGAAGUAUCCAAUCCCAAAGAUUGAGCUGAUGGAUCCAGAAGGUGUGUUAGAAGAUGCGAUCCAGAAGCUGGAGGAUGUCAAAGAACUAUACGUUCAGACUCAGAAAGAAAGAUGACCGCUGGCAAUCCCACCCUGUGCUGUUUCAUUCCCUUCCUAUUUUAGCCUGUGCAGCCAAACACCAGA